AUGUUAGCUGCUUUGAGACUCCUUCGGGUAGUGAUAAAGCGGGAUAUCAAAUCCAAACUCCUCCUCCUUACAGUGUGUGGAGGAGGGCAUUCUUCAAGAUUCAGGCUUUCAACGAAUCUGACCAUUUUUUUUGUAACAACGAAGGGAUCAGCGGCACAGUUACAGGUGGAGAUCAGGAAACUGGUGGGUUUAAACGUUUUGCUGGUAGUGGUGUUCAGCCAUUGGGCAUGGAGGGAGGAGGUCGGAACUGUGGACCAGCGCUGGUUUUUUUUAUCUGGAACACAGCUUGGAGGAAGUCCUCCUCAGUGGGAGCUGGUUCCUGAUGGGAGUGGUAGGGCUGGGAGACCAGAUGGGGCCAGAUCCAAUGGCAGGCAGAGGCAAUUCAUUCUAGCUUUGCCCCCCGCACCCCCUGCUGAGUUCUAA
Molecule: messenger RNA, 423 nt
Organism: Podarcis lilfordi (Lilford's wall lizard)
Lineage: Eukaryota; Metazoa; Chordata; Lepidosauria; Squamata; Lacertidae
Source: the annotation of a GenBank genome assembly